UACUGAUUGAUUAUUCUCUCUACUUUGAGUUGUAAGUGCUUUUGCAAGUCGUUCCGGAGUGCCUCACCCUUGUUUUAGCAAUAACCGCAGAUGACUGUAUCAGCUAUUUAUAUAAUGGGACCGACUGGAAAGGUCAUCAUUUCGCGUGACUACCGAGGUGAUGUGACCGAUGCAGACGUGGAUAGAUUUGCUGUAAUGCUUCGUGAAAAGGAGGACACGGAAUUGAAGCCUGUGUUUACCGAGGGAGAUACGACCUAUAUCUACGUGAAGAGCGGGAACUUGUAUUUGUUGGCACUCUCAAAGCGUAACGUCAACGUAACGAUGGUGAUGGAGUUUUUGAACCAUUUGGUGCGUGUGUUCCAAGAUUACUUUGGUGUGUUUGAUGAGGAGCGAAUUCGCGACAAUUUUGUGAUUAUGUACGAGCUCUUUGACGAGAUGAUGGACUUCGGCUUCCCUCAAAUCACAGACACGCAGGUCAUGAAAGAAUACAUCACGCAGGAGUCCCAGCGUUUGGAGAAGACCACGGUGGUGCCCUCCAAUCUCACGAACGUCGUGAGCUGGCGCCAGGAAGGCAUCAAAUACAAGAAGAACGAUGUGUUCCUGGACGUGAUCGAAAAGGUCAAUCUGUUGGUGGCCCGCGAUGGCACGGUGCUGGAUAGCGAGAUCGUGGGAACGAUCGAAAUGAAGGUGUGCUUGUCUGGCAUGCCCGAGCUGAAGCUGGGUCUGAACGACAAGGUGCGAUUCGACAUGGGCGAUCGCAAACUGGAGGCGUCGAAGGGCGGCAGCAGCAACAACAUCGAUUUGGAAGACGUCCAUUUCCACCAGUGCGUCCGUUUGGCGACGUUCGACAACGAUAAAACGAUCAGCUUCAUCCCUCCCGACGGGCAGUUCACGCUCAUGUCGUACCGUCUGCACACACAGGUUCGUCCGCUCAUCUGGGUCGAGGUCUCCACCACACGCAAGACCACUUCCAUCGACUAUUUCGUGAAGGCCAAGUCCAACUUCAAGGCGCAUUCCACCGCCACCGACGUGGAAAUCUUCGUGCCGCUGCCCGCCGAUGUGGACACGCCGCAGUUCAAUACGUCCCUGGGAACGGUGAGCUACGUGCCCGAUAAGGACUGUCUGUUGUGGAAGAUCAAGCAGCUCUACGGAAUGCGCGAGUACCAUAUGCGAGCCCACUUCGGUCUGCCGUCGGUGCAGCGCGAUGAUGGCCAGCAGGACGAUUACCAGAUGCGUCCCAUCGCAGUGAACUUUGAAAUCCCGUAUUACACGGCCUCUGGAUUGCAGGUGCGAUAUCUGAAGAUUGUGGAGAAGAGUGGAUACGAAGCGCUGCCGUGGGUGCGCUACAUCACUCGAAAUGGUGACUAUCAGCUGAGAAUGAAGUAGUGAAUU
This is a messenger RNA of Blastocystis hominis, 1392 nucleotides long. RefSeq lists its product as hypothetical. The transcript is spliced from 8 exons. The record is from RefSeq and is a predicted model, not a curated record. Gene Ontology annotation, cellular component: cytoplasmic vesicle; clathrin adaptor complex. Gene Ontology annotation, biological process: vesicle-mediated transport; intracellular protein transport. The coding region runs from base 91 to 1386 and encodes 431 amino acids. NCBI's taxonomy places the organism in Eukaryota, Bigyra, Opalinata, Blastocystidae.